GUUCAAAUGGCUACAAGUACAAUAAUCAGCAACAACAGAAUAUAUACGAACGCCUCCACCACACGAAGCCGCUGAAGAUGAAAGCAGCAUGCAUUGUCCUGACAAUGCUCAUACUGAUGGCAAUCAUGGCGGUCUGUGUCAUGGUCAAAUUCGCCACCGACAUCACAGUAGAAGAGAGGAAGCGAGAGUUCUCUCAAGGAGGCUCCAUCUACCAGUACACCAAAUCCAUGGGAGUGAUCUCCCUGCAUGAUAACUCUACCCUGCACCUCGCUGCGAGGUUCCCCUACGUGGCAGCUAUCACGAGGAACUCCUCCACUUUGUGGUCGUUCGCUUGCUUCGCCAGUGUCGUGCUUAUCAAGUGGGUCGUUACUUCUGCUCAUUGCAGACGCCCUAGCGCCACGCACCGAGUGCUCCUCUUCUACGACUUUGCCCGCAACUACACACACACCUACCCGAUCCUCUUCUGGAGACUCCACGAGAAAUUCAACAUCAGUAACCCCACCCCGCUGUAUGACAUCGCAGUCGCCAAACUGAACGUCGAGUUCCGGCCCUUCAUCAUCAAACCUUCCGUCAUCGACGACAGACAGGUCUUCGCCAUGGAAUCCAGCAUCUGGAAGACUGUCUCCACCAUGGACAAGAAACUAUUCCUCACAAAUGACUUCGAGAAGUAUGCCUUCAACAUUGCUGAACCCAAAAAGUGCUUUGAAAGUUACGGAGUGGAGGUAGUUGAUAGCAUGAUAUGUGUGGACAUGUCGACGCAUGAGGACUGCUUUAUACACGAGUUUGGACCUUUAUACUAUGGGGAUAAGGUCGUGGGUAUCCUGGCGGUGAAGCCGCGCGACUGUGACAUGAAGCUGUCGAUCUUCACGAACGUGUCGUACUACACGAACUGGAUCCUCCGGGCGACGCAUACCAAUUACUACGGAUGA
Messenger RNA from Spodoptera litura, 929 nucleotides. Its product is annotated as kallikrein-11-like. NCBI's taxonomy places the organism in Eukaryota, Metazoa, Arthropoda, Insecta, Lepidoptera, Noctuidae. Gene Ontology annotation, biological process: proteolysis. The record is from RefSeq and is a predicted model, not a curated record. Gene Ontology annotation, molecular function: serine-type endopeptidase activity.